UACAAUUUUGGGAAUAGAUUAACUAGUGCGACCCAGUCGCUAGCACCGUGAUUUGCAAUAUUUUGAGCCUCAGCUAUUCAAGAACCUUCGAGCAACUAGUUCGCAAGGUAUAUAAACCUGCUCCGCCUCAGCUGCAUUUGUAUACACAAUCGAUUGCCCGAACAAAUACGACGUAGUAGUCGAGAGCUCCAAAUUAAAAUAAUCCGUCACAUAAAUUUGCUGCAACAAGUUAAACGAGAAUAAACGCGUCAGCACCGAUAUAUAUUUAAACAUCUUCCGAAACUAUUAAAGACAUUACGAAAAUGCCGGAGAAGUUGUUGAAAAUAACCUACCAUGUCGCUGGACCCCAGAAGAAAAUAAAUGCAUACUUGAGGAUGCCCUCCCAGAAUUACACCAUAUUGCGUCGCGAAAUUGAGCUGUAUCUUUUCCAGGAACGCCAGUUGCCUAAAUGCGACGUAAGGACCUUCUGGAUCGACUCUGAUCAAGAUGAAAUCGAAAUAGUCAACCAAAAUGACUAUGAGAUCUUCCUGGCCAAGUGCGAGAGCAAUAUGCACGUUCAGGUUGCUCCACUGGAGCCCAUAGAGGAGCCAAAGGCCACCAAGCAAGAGGGUUCUUCGGCCAACGCUGAAGGUCCUUCCGCCGACGAUCCAAGCAAUUUCACCAUCCACGACUCCGUUGAAUGCGAUGGCUGCGGCUUGGCUCCCUUGAUUGGGUUCCGCUACAAGUGCGUGCAGUGCAGUAACUAUGAUCUUUGCCAGAAAUGCGAGUCGGCCCACAAGCAUCCUGAACAUUUGAUGCUGCGCAUGCCGACCAACAAUGGGCCCGGUUUGGUCGAUGCCUGGUUCUCAGGUCCAGGAUUGGGGCGUCGCUGUGGUCGGCGCUCCAAGGGACAUUGUCCGUUUCAGGAGACGAGCCAGGCAUCUCCGGCUGGCGAAUCAACCAGGGAUAGUCGUCGUGAACGACGUCACGCUCGUCGGCAUGGCGGGGUGUUGUCUCAGUUUGUCGAGAUGAUGACCAACUUGCCGCUAAACGAAACUACGGCCACGGCACCAGCCGAACCGCAGAAGCCGAAGGCUGCAGAACAAGAACCAAGUGCUCCAACAGCUGAGCCCACUGUUACCGCUCAAAAGGCAACUGGAUCCGAGGCCAAACCAACUGAGCCAAAGAAGGUAAACACUGAUCAAAGUGUUCCCCCAACCGAUGAUCCAGUGACGACUCCGCGGUCCACUGAGCCAACUACUCCAGUGAUCAAUCUGGAUAACCUUUCGCAGAUUGUGCCACCCGAGUACAUGCGUGCUGGCAUCGAAAUUCUUAACAAUUUUAGCGAAAUGUUUGCCAAGAUGAUCGAUCCCACGGAUUUGGGUGAUUCGGGAACAUCUCCACCCUCAAUGACUCCCAGUACUGAGAACAAGAAACCAGAAGAGAAGGUUCAAUCUAGUGCCCAGUCGGCGGCAGCUUCAACCAGCCAGUCAGCUGUUUCGUCUGCUGCUCCAUCGGCCAAUCAGUCGAAUGCCCCAUCUGCUAACCAGUCGGCCACUCCAUCCAUUUCUGGAUCGAUCUCUGAUGCUCCCCUUGAGACAGAGCCACUGAUUCCCAAGCCAACAGAUUCGGCACCACUUUCGACAAACACCAUCGAGACAGAGCAGGAUAGACGCCGUUCAGAUAGCUUGGAUCCAGAGUGGCAGGUCAUUGACAAUGCUUACUCCGCGAACAACAGUAACUUAAUCAAUCUGGACACUACCAACCCCACAGCUGCUACUCAGCAGCCGGUGCGUGAUUUUGGUCAGCUUGGCGAACUUUUGCGUCAGCAUAUAAACGAGGAGGCUCGCGUGGAGCAGGCUUCGGCCAAUACCCAGACUGCUCAAGUGGACACAGUGAGCACAUCGACGUCGACCACAUCCGUGGCCACCAAUAGUGUCGGCACCUCUCCAGCAGCUCCCGAGGAAAAGCGCAGUGUUCCCGUCUACCACACUGAUGACCGCAUCAAUCAAUCAAUCCAUGCCAUGAUGGCCAUGGGUUUCAGCAACGAGGGCGCCUGGCUCACCCAGCUCCUGGAGUCGGUUCAGGGCAAUAUUCCAGCUGCCUUGGACGUAAUGCAUGUCUCGCAGAACCGCAACUAAAUAUAUAUAUUCAAUAUCCAUAUAUCUGUUAUGUAUCUUCAAUAUCUAUCGAACCCAAUGAAAAAUGGGAUUUUACUUUAUCUUAUCAGUUUACUACGUAGCUUAGUGUUUUCUGUGGUGCUAGAUUAAUCUCGUAACCAAAAACAAAAAAUGUGAAAAUGUAUUUAUUUUAUGUUUUAAAUAAUCAACAAAAUGUUAUCGUAUAUAUAAAUGUGUGUGAAAUUACAAUAAAGGCACAAAGUGAAAAUGAUUUAAAA
Messenger RNA from Drosophila yakuba, 2377 nucleotides. RefSeq names its product protein ref(2)P (gene ref(2)P). The record is from RefSeq and is a predicted model, not a curated record. Gene Ontology annotation, biological process: mitophagy; endosome organization; aggrephagy. Bases 303 to 2120 code for a protein of 605 amino acids. The transcript is spliced from 3 exons. Gene Ontology annotation, cellular component: aggresome; amphisome. NCBI's taxonomy places the organism in Eukaryota, Metazoa, Arthropoda, Insecta, Diptera, Drosophilidae. Gene Ontology annotation, molecular function: protein kinase C binding; K63-linked polyubiquitin modification-dependent protein binding; zinc ion binding.